This is a messenger RNA of Microthlaspi erraticum, 1353 nucleotides long. The record is from the annotation of a GenBank genome assembly. NCBI's taxonomy places the organism in Eukaryota, Viridiplantae, Streptophyta, Magnoliopsida, Brassicales, Brassicaceae.
AUGGCGGCGAGAAGUGGCAAUCGAUGUAAUUUCUGGCUUCCGAAGAAGAAGAGAUCAUGCGCGAAUACUCGAAUCGAGAGUUCAAUGUUUUGUGGAAACCAUAGUCAGAGAUUGGAUGGUGAAUGGAUUCCAUGUCCAAUUGAUCCAUCCCACUCUGUGUUGCAGGAGAAUCUCGAAGGGCAUGUGAAGAGAUGUCCUUUACUAAAACAAACUGUAGCAUUGUCUGGUCAACUGUUUUACCAGAAGGGCAUCAAUGCCGGAAACGAAGAAGAAGAAUCUGUUGUUACUUCGGAGAUGAAGAGGAAUCUUCUCUAUAGCAUGAGUGUUUCCAAGUUUCAUCAGCUGAUUAAGAAAAUUGAGACGCUUCAUGGGGGUAUAUGUAAUGAUAUCGAAGAUUCGUAUUUGUCACCUGAAGCUUGUAACAUAUGGUAUAAUAAGGAGAUAGAUAGGAAGUUACCAUUUCAAGAGAAACAUGUUUUGCAGCAAGGUUCGAUUCUUGGUAACUUGGACAAGAUUGGUGCAUUGAAGAGGUGCAACAAAAGUGUCGAAUCUUGCGAAAGCAAUCUUGAAGAGAAAGACGGCGAUAAUAAUGUGUCUGCGGUUGUUGAAUUUGGAGCUGGGAGAGGAUAUUUGACACAGAUGCUAGCGGAUUGCUAUGGAGUCAAGAGAGUGUAUUUAGUGGAGAGGAAGUCUUAUAAGCUUAAGGCUGAUCGGUCACUGAGACAGAAGGAGAACUUGGUGUUAGAGCGUAUGAGAAUCGAUAUUGAGGAUUUGAAUCUUAAUGCGGUUGAGUCUUUACGUGGUGUUCCUUAUGUGGCUAUUGGGAAACAUCUAUGUGGUCCUGCAACAGAUUUGAGCCUAAGAUGUUGUUUAUCAAGACAAGAUGGUGAAAGCCCUGUUCUGAGAGGUCUCGCUAUUGCGACUUGUUGCCAUCAUCUUUGCCAGUGGAAAAGCUAUAUAAAUAAAGAAUAUAUCAUUAGCCUGGGGAUCUCUAAAGACGAGUUCCAUACUUUGACUUGGUUCACAAGCUGGGCUGUAGAUGAUGAUCACGGUUCCAAAGUUCCUGGUGUUGAUGGCGUUGACCUUCUUGCUUCAAACGCAAAGGAGGAACAAGAAGGAGGAGAAGAAGUGGAAGAUGAUUCUUUGAGCAGUGUGGAGGAAGUUGUGAAGCAAAUGAAGCCCAUGGAAAGAGCUGUUUUAGGGUUUAAAUGCAAGCAGAUAAUCGAUGCGGGGAGGAUGAAGUGGGUUAAGAAACAUGGGUUGGAUUCAAAGCUUGUGAAAUAUAUUCCGGCUAGCAUCUCGCCGGAAAAUACUUUACUUGUCGCCGGGAAACACAACGCUUCUAAUACUUGA